GUGUUACCAGACUAUGAACUCGUCCUACAUAUGGAAGACAAUGAGGCAGAUUUACCCGUUGCGUUGGACCGACUGUACGUUGAGCUCCUCGGCAAGCCCCCAACCAAAGUAGCAAUACUCGGACCUCUAUUAUCUAAAGUUGCUGAGACAGUGGCGCAGGUAAUUGGCCGAUGGAAUUGUGUCGAGAUUACCCCCGGUGGAUCCAGCUCUGUUUUCUCCAAUCGAGAUAGAUAUCCACACAUCUACCGUAUCCUCACCUCGGCAUCAUUAUUUGGCUCAGCUCAAGCCGCAAUUAUCAACCAGUUCGGCUGGACUAGGAUUGCUACCCUCAACGAAGCAGUAGAACCACAUAAGGGGAGGAUUAAGCAACUUCACGAUGAAUCAGCGCAGAGCAGUUUUUCUAUAGUAAGCUCAGAGACAUUUAUCACUGAUCCGGAAGAUGCCCUGAAACGGUUGAAGGAUAUAGAUGUGAGAAUCAUAGCAACCGCUUUCUACGAAGGGAAGGUUCGGAAAGUAUUCUGCACUGCUUAUAAAUUGGGGAUGUACGGUCCGGAUUACGUUUGGAUGAUAUUGGGUCUUUACAUGAACGGUUGGCAAUAUGUCGAAGACGAGAUGAUCUCUUGCACAACUGAGGAACUCUUGACCGCGACUGAGGGGUACUUAGCGAUUACAUUCAGUUUCUAUGGACAAGAGAAAGAUGUGGGGCGAAGUGGACAGACACCAGCAGAAUUCCGGAAAGAUAUGUCCGACCUACUCGGCUACAACAUCACCGUGACCGAUCCAACCUACGCAGCCAAUUGUUACGAUGCAAUAUGGGCAUUAGCCCUGGCCUUUGAUAUGGCGGAACCAUUGCUUUCAAAGAGUCUGGAUUCAUACGAGUAUCAUGACGAGGAAUACGCCAAUGUAGUCGGCCAGUGUAUUUUAAACCAGACGUUUGCUGGAAUGUCAGGGUAUGUGAGUUUUCAUGAAACUGGAUACAGAAUUGGUAAUCUGCUGAUAGAGCAGAACAUUGCGGGCACAGAAACUCACAUUGGCACAUUUGACACUGCUGCAAUUGAGAUCACGUGGUCUAUCCCUGCCGAAGAUAUUUGGUACUACAAUGAUGGAAAACCCCCACAUGAUUCCGACAUUACAGUUGUAAUCUUUGACCUUCAAGCCACGCCCCGUCCCACCCUGAUGGUAAUGUCUGUGUUAGCUGUCCUUGGAACGGUUCUUGCUGUUUUGUUCCUCGGGUUCAACAUAUGGAAACGUCAACACAAACAAGUCAAGAUGUCAAGUCCACAAGUGAAUAAUCUAAUAGCUUGUGGCUUUAUAUUUGCAUACCUCAGUGUGGUGCUCCUAGGCAUUGACAACUCUAUGGUGGAUAAGGACAUGCUGGUAUCAAUUUGUGUGUUUCGUACUUGGAUCAUCUCACUGGGUUUUACAUUAUCCUUUGGCGGGAUGUUCACCAAGAUGUGGCGUGUGUAUAGCAUCGUUAUCGCUAACAAGACUAAGAGAAAGGUAAUAAAAGAUCGAUUUCUGUUUGCUGUCAUUGCUGUGCUACUUUUGGUUGACUUAGCAAUCCUCAUCCCGUGGCAGGUAGCCAAUCCGAUGCGUAUUGAAGACAGACGAGAACCAGUUGUGCAGACGGAAGAACAUCUUUCCAAAAAAGAAAAGCACGUCUUGCUUUACGUCAACUGUACGUCCGAAAACAGCACUGUGUGGACCACGGCUAUACUCAUCUACAAGACAUUUAUUGUGGUAUUUGGUGCAUUUCUUGCUUGGUCUACAAGAAACAUCAACGUGCCUGGUCUGAAUGACAGUUAUUACGUAGGGCUGUCAAUCUACAACACCGUCAUCUGCUGUGUCGUUGCUGUGCCGUUAUCGUUCCUUACAGCGUCAUCCAUCGGCGUGACCUUUGCCCUCGUGUCCGUUUUUCUGCUUUUCUGCAUAACAGCUUCACUCUGUAUGCUGUUCUUUCCAAAGGUCAUUGCCGUGUAUCGUCCGAAUGAAGUAGCGGGAACACCUGGAACGGGAAUAAUGAUUGGUACAGCAUCAGCUCCGAGUGGUAAUUCAAUGUGACACCAUCUGAGUAUGAUGCUGCAGAUGCUGUAAAAUAGUCAGCGUUGUUUAAAGGCAGUGGACACUAUUGGUAAUGACUCAAAAUAA
This is a messenger RNA of Asterias rubens (European starfish), 2148 nucleotides long. Its product is annotated as gamma-aminobutyric acid type B receptor subunit 2-like. Bases 31 to 2061 code for a protein of 676 amino acids. Gene Ontology annotation, biological process: G protein-coupled receptor signaling pathway; gamma-aminobutyric acid signaling pathway. NCBI's taxonomy places the organism in Eukaryota, Metazoa, Echinodermata, Asteroidea, Forcipulatida, Asteriidae. The transcript is spliced from 16 exons. The record is from RefSeq and is a predicted model, not a curated record. Gene Ontology annotation, cellular component: membrane; G protein-coupled receptor heterodimeric complex. Gene Ontology annotation, molecular function: G protein-coupled GABA receptor activity.